UUAGCAGACAGCUUUUCAUGAAUUUUGAUAUUUCGCUGAAUUAGUCUACGUUUACUAUAAAUUGGUGUGAUUUCCUUUUAUAUAACUCAAAUAUAGGCAGACGAACAUAACAUUUAAAUGAUAUCAUUUAUACAUCAAAGGUUAUUUGGUGUGGUUUGAUCAAUGAUUAAACUUUUAGUUGGGCGAAAAGACAAGUCGAACUCGAAAUGCUUCGUGAUGGAUGAACGAUGUGGCCGUGGGUGUGGCACGCCUACCCAUGCGAUGUAACGUUACCGCACUGUCACACAGGAAGUUUUACUGUGGGGGCUAAAGUCCUUAAGAAGAUUUGGGGCCGAAGGCUCCUUAAAAGGACGGGACUUCGUCCCUGGAAUAAGAGGCUUUCGGCUCCCAAUCCAGGGGGCGUUAGUUUUGCUCUCCACAUUACAACUUCCUGUGAAAGUGUGACUGUCCUCGCACUCACACACACAGACACUCACAGACGUGACACUUUUGACAGACCAUCCUUUUGCAGAGUGCAUCCCGCUGGCUUGGCUCUAAAUGGAUAAUUCGAGGAUGGAUGAGCACAUGUUUUAACCACACCCAUGCGACAGGCCACUGAAGCUUUGUGCAUUGUGUAAUGCAGAAUCCUAAAAAACCUGUAACAAAACGAAGUUCACAGAUUCCAUUCUUUCUCAUUUUUUUGCAGGUAGCGCCUAUUGACCGCUUGGCCAGCCUAUACCUACUGGUUGAGUAAACGAGUUGGUUCAUUUUGGUAUUUGAAGAGGCACAUCAUAACUCCUGAUGGAUACCCUAGAGGAAAGCGGUAAAAUUCUUCAGUUACAACUUUUCUCACAAUAAUCAUGAAGACUGUCUAGGUUUUUUCUGCUGCCUGUGAUCUGGUGUAGAUAAUCUCAUUAUUUUCAUGAAUUCCAUUUCACUUCAGGUACCCUGGAGGCAGAUGAGACCACAACAAAAGAUGUACUUCCUAUCUUGUUACCACUUGGAACUUGCCUUCUGUGAGCUUUAGUGACAUAAGCAUGAGCCUUGCUGCUGAGAAUGAGGCAAGUGAUAGAGUGGAACCAUCAGGAGACGACCUCAAGAUAUCUCUGGAAGAACAAGGUGGAACAGCUAUGGCUUUUUCCUCAGGAGUGGCUAAUGAUGUGCCUUAUGGACAUUCUAAAGCUUUCAUUGGAGAAAUAGUGGAGACGAUUCAAUGUCCUGGUGGCAAUCCACAGACAGAACCAAGUUUAGAACAGCUGGCACCUGGGAAAAGUUGCUUGAAAAGAUUGACAGACGCUGGCUGUGGUUUUCCAACAGGUUGUGGAGACCAUGGUGUGCAUUUCCCAUCAGAGUCUCAGCUUGAGGAAUGCCAUACUUAUUCAUGUGCAGACAGUGAGACGUCUCAGAAUACCAUUGACAUAGAAGACAUCAUGAAUUUGGAGACCGAGGACACUUAUGUUUCCCGAAGUGCCCCUCCGUCUUUGAGGAGUCUAAUAUAUCAAUGUUUCGGUGACAAGGCAGGAUAUGUGUCUUGUCAUUCACAAGACUCAGAUACUUCCAGCAGCUGUGACAAUUUGAGCAAAUACAGGGAGAUAGGGGACCGGUGCCUUCCUGAAAAUAACAGAGAAGAUGUUCCCCUUCUUACUGAGGGUGUGCCGAAUGUGGAAGAGAGAGGACGUGAAGAGAGUUCAGGAAUGUUAGAAAUAAUUGGUGUCAAAAGCAUGUUUGGAAGUAUGAAUGGUGAACUGGUAAAGGACUCCAUCCCUGAUAGGCAAAGGCUCAGUGAUAGGCAAAGGCUCAGUGAGGAUGGCCACAGAUUUGAUACAGAUAAAAACACCAUCUUGGGGGAGGUGGAAAGUUUGUUGCAGGAACUAGUAGGAACCAUUACUAUAGGGGAGCACGUUGACAGUAAUGGUUGCAGCGAUGAGGUUGGUAUUAAUGAAGGAACAGACAUGGAAAGGAAAGAUAGUGAAGACAACAGUCUCUCUGACAAAGACAAUAGUUUCGAAUACAGGGACAUCAGUGUUGAAAGCAGAAACAGUGGUUUUCAAAGUGAGGACAGUGCUGUUGAAAGCAAUUACAGUUGUGUUGAGAGUGAUGAUAAUGAUGUUGAAAGCAAGCAUAUUCAAAUUGAAAGCAAAUGUCUUGAUUUUGAAAGCAAGGACAGACACUUUGAAAAUAAGGACAGCGAUGACAAUAAUUGUCCUCAUAGGAUGGAUGUGUCUGUGGAAGGCAAAGACACUGACAUUGACAGUAAAGAUGGGAGUUCGAUGAAUGAGACCAUUGCUGGACCUGUCUCAAGAACUCUGACAGUCCCAACUGGAAAUGAGAAGACAAAUGCCACAUCACUUGAUUCUAAUACGGUGAUAUCCCAUCGGAGUCGAAGUGUGUCCCAAGUUGAGACAACUCCAGAUGUGGUGCAAUCUUCAACACCAAGGCUUUUUCAGCGACAGGAUGACUCUCAUGAGAUUUCAUACAGUCCACUCUCCCAAGGGAGCGAUGCUGUGAGUUUGUUCGAUUCGGAAUCUGAGGAUAGAAUCGUUGAAGCUGAGUUGAAGGGCCAAUUCAUGAUUGUUCCAAGUGGAGGCGAUACCAAUAAUUCAGCCGUGGACAGGUCUGAACAUGUUAUUCAGACAUCAAGUCAUGCAGAUAAGGAACACCAGAACAACAAUCUUGAUGUCAAUGUGGACAGUUCAGAAGUGGACAACAGGUAUGACCAUGGGAGGAGUGCGAUUGACUAUCCUGAUUGCAUGCCAGUGUCUCAAACAAAUGCAGUCCUUAGUGGUCUUAAACAGGAAUCAGUGGCUGUCCAGUUGCCCAGCACUUCUGACGCAAAAUGCCACAUCGUGGAUGAAGAUGACCAUGAAAUUGGUGAUAAGGAGGUUCGAUAUCCAGGUUUCAUUCCAGCAUCUCAAGCCAGUUCUAUCCUUGGCGAUCUCGUUCUUAGUCAGGAGUUGGAUUCUGAUCAGGUCUCUGGAAUUUGUUGUGGAAAAAGCAAGGCAGAAGAUGAGACUGAGAGCCUUAUUAUGAAGGAGGAAGGUGUGAGGAUUUCUAGGGAUGAUUCUAGUGAUAGGGCCAGUGGUGCAAGGAAAAGGCUGCAUGACUUGCAUGGCGAACCAGGAGACGACAAAGAUACGACUGAUGUGCCUCCUGAGAAACGUCUCAAAAACGACCCUCGAAUUGAGAUGAAGAGCAACAGCAGCCAGAAGAGGCAAGGUGACCGUGUCGUGACCUGUUCUCCACAGAAAGUUCCAAAAGUUGAGGCUCAUUCCGUGGUUCCAGAUCAAGAGGUUCCUGGUGAUGAUUUGGAUGUGAUGGUGGAGAAGACAUUGUUUGAAGAUCAAGAUAAAAAAUUCUACUCCUGCGACAUGGACAUCUUGGAUGAAAAAGACUCUCCGCUGUGUCAGACAGUCAAUGACUUUGUCCGGAAGCCAAACCUGCAUCAGCUCGAAUCCACAAAUUCAAUAAAAGCCGAUAUCAUGAGAGAUGUCCCUCCUACUGCAAAAAGUGUGUUCACUUGGAAGCAGUCUGCGGUUCAUUAUACCACAUAUUCGGAAAGCAAUACCGGUAGUCGUAAUGUUAGCACAGGUGAUUGUGAAACUGCAUUGGCUGUCCUUCCCCUUCGCACUGCAAGAGGACCUCUGAGACUCGGGCUGUCCAAGAGACAGUCAGUCAGGCCGUUACAUUCGAAUGUCAAACGAUGAAAAAGGUUACUUACCAUGCCUCUUCCGAUCAUUGCAUUGUGUUGUCAUACUGUGAAAGUGCUUGCUAAUGUGACUUCAUGAGAGGCUAAACCUAUCAGUGAGAGAAUCCAACUGUGAAAUAGGUUGCUAAUGUCCUCUUUGCUCAGUGUUCACUGCGCCGGUGGACCUCGGAGACAAUCUGACCAGCCACAAUCUGAUAGGGCCAUUGCAUAAUGCAGUAUAAUAAAGCAAUUAUAUAUUUAGAUGCUAUUUCAAGUCUUAGGUGUGUAAUGGCAGUUGAAUUAACUUUUAAUAGGGGCAGUCUGGCAUUUGCAGUGCAGUUGAAUUCUAAGAAAAUUUUCUGGUCUACGAAUAAUUUCGAUCAGCUUUUUAGCUGACUUGAAGUGAUCAAAUUUCAACAAUGUUGUUUUUAUCAUCAACGUUUUGUUAGAGUUAACCUUGAAAACCUUUGAUAAUGUAUAGUAGUUGCCAAACUUGUUAAAGAUUUUACAAUAUAUGAUUUGUUGUUGUUGCCAUUUUGUGAUUGUUGAA
Lineus longissimus is the source of this 4214-nucleotide messenger RNA. RefSeq lists its product as uncharacterized. Bases 1017 to 3683 code for a protein of 888 amino acids. NCBI's taxonomy places the organism in Eukaryota, Metazoa, Nemertea, Pilidiophora, Heteronemertea, Lineidae. The record is from RefSeq and is a predicted model, not a curated record. The transcript is spliced from 5 exons.